AUGAAAAUUAAAAAAUAGAAAGCUUCAAGAACAAAAUAUAAAAGUAUAUCCUCGUCUGAGAGAGCUUUGAUAAUACAUUAUAUUGAGUAAUACAAGUAUUCCACUACACAUGUUUCUAUGAUCACAGGGCACAAUGCCUCGACAAUAAAAGCUAUUUAUUCAGUUUAUAAAAAACAAGGUAGAAUAAAUAAGAAAGCAAAAAGGGACAAGAUUUUGAAUUUAACCUUUCGGUUUAUUUUGUUUGUAGCCGAUGAUAUGUAUAUUUUUUAAUAAUGCAGCUAAGGAAGCUUGACGAAAUUAAGUGUGGAUUCACAAGAAUCUUAGCAUUUAUUGGUGGAGGAAGGACAAGACAUUAAAUAAACUAGUCAUGAAUAAGCAAUAAAAAAAUUGUUACAAAUUAACAAGCCCAAAAUAAUUGACCUUUUGGAUAAUUGUAUGGCCAUAGAUACUUUUGAAAAACAAUUAAAACUCAUGUAAUAGCAAGAAUUUCCCAGCCGAUAGUUUUCUUCCUUAAAACUUUCACCAGAUUCUUCUAAGUGGGAAUAUGGCAAUUUCGCAAUGAGGAACAAUUUCAAUUAGUAUUCAGGCCUUUUUUCUAAGAAAUAAGAGGAUAAGGGAGAAGAAGAGGAAAGUAAGUCAAUCAUAAUGAGAAAAUUAUAAGAACAAUAUCGAUUAAUGAAGAUGUGA
Molecule: messenger RNA, 687 nt
Organism: Paramecium tetraurelia
Lineage: Eukaryota; Ciliophora; Oligohymenophorea; Peniculida; Parameciidae
Exons: 2
Source: RefSeq, a predicted model, not a curated record